Cuculus canorus (common cuckoo) is the source of this 1952-nucleotide messenger RNA. RefSeq names its product endothelin 1 (gene EDN1). The transcript is spliced from 5 exons. Bases 197 to 799 code for a protein of 200 amino acids. Lineage: Eukaryota; Metazoa; Chordata; Aves; Cuculiformes; Cuculidae. Gene Ontology annotation, molecular function: hormone activity; endothelin B receptor binding; endothelin A receptor binding. Gene Ontology annotation, biological process: vein smooth muscle contraction; regulation of systemic arterial blood pressure by endothelin; regulation of vasoconstriction. The record is from RefSeq and is a predicted model, not a curated record. Gene Ontology annotation, cellular component: extracellular region.
AGCCAGACGCGCCGGGGCGCACCGAGCCGCUGCACCGCCCGCUCCCGCUCCGUCCCGACGCUGCGAGACGCUUCUCUCCGUUUUUUUAUCUUUUAUUAACAUUUUGCACACCUCCGCUUUUUUUUACUCAUUUAUUUUUUUUAAUUUUUAUUUUAUUGUUAUUUCAUCUUUUUUUUUUUUUCCCACGCCAUCCGCUAUGGAUUAUUCCCAGAUGCUCGUCUCCCUGCUCUUCGUGCUCUCCCCGGGGCUGCUGCAUGCAGCCCCCGGCGCCGAUGCGGGCACCGCACCGACCCCCGCGCACCGCCGCGCCCGCCGCUGCUCCUGCUCCUCGCUGCUGGACGAAGAGUGCGUCUACUUCUGCCACCUCGACAUCAUCUGGAUCAACACUCCCGAGAAGACUGUUCCAUAUGGUCUCGGAGGUCCUUCUCGAUCCAGAAGAUCACUAAAGGACAUGGUGCCAGAGAUGCUCGCUGAACCCAGCAACAGGUGCAGAUGCGCCAACCAGAAGGACAAGAAAUGUCUGAACUUCUGCCAAACAGGAAAAGAUCUCUGGGCUCAGUCCACGGUAGAGAAAACCUCGCGUCACAGCAACAAAGCUGGCAAUUGCAUCGGACUCAAAUGCAUGAGCCGACAGCUUGUUGACAGCAGGAAAAUAAAGAGGCUGGAAGCUAUUGGUAACAGUAUCAAAGCUUCCUUCAGCAUUGCAAAGCUGAAGGCUGAGCUCCAGAAAGGGUGGAAGCUGAAACAUAACAGGGCGAACAAAAGGCAAAGCAUCUGGGAAAGCCUGAAAGCAUCCUAGUGGGAAGAUCACCUGAGUCUUUCUCCACCACACUUGCUGGCAAAGCUGGCAAAAAACUCUCUCUUGACUUCUAACAUUCCACAAUGGUGAACGGUCUCUGUCCACGUGUUUGCAUAGCAGAGCAGCACACUAAGGAAGUCCCAUAUUUGGAGGUUUAAAAGCAAAGGAUUUCAUCGUUUUGGAAUUCAGAUGGACAGGAAGAGGGGGUGAGGGGGAAUCCAUGGUAACAUACAUGAAAAGCCAUCUUUCUGAAGAAACAUUUGAAUGUUGCUUCUGGAAUGUUACCCACCAACUGAGCAACUUUCAGGAUCUACAUCAAUAGCAUCUCGUAUGGAAGAUCUCACAGAUGUGCUUAGAAAGCACAGAAAGCAAGAUCUGAGUGGACAAAUGUCAAAGCGAAAAACAUUUCUGCAUUUUGAUUAAAAUGUAAAAAUGAAAGCCACAGUGCUACUUUAAUCAGGACUUACUGCAUAGAUACACAUCUACCUCAAAUUACUGUUUGUUGCACUCCUGCUAGAGUAUUUUUACACUUUGUUAUUGCCUUAACUAAUCAGCUGCAACCCUUUGCCUUUUUUCAGAAGUCUAGUUUACUUGUACAGCCAGAGUUAUCUGAAUGUGGGUUAGACACUGUGGUUGUUUGCAUAGUUAGAGUCCUUUGGUUUUGGAUAACAAAGGACCCUUCAAUAUAAAAUAAAAGUUAGAGGACACUACUAGGUUUCCCAUAACAAGGAUAUUUGGCUAACUGAAGUUCUAAUAAUAGAAGUUGUUGUGUCUUGCACGACACAGAAAAUGCACUGAACUGGGGAUGUACCAGAGGCUGUUGUGAGAUCUAUUCAGUGCUUUGAUUAGUGGAAAUGCAUCAGGACAAGGGGUUGUUUUGAAUUAUGUCAAAAGGCUAAUACUGAGUAAAUGUUUCUUGCAGUGAAUUUAUUCACAUUGUUGAAUUUGCUGACAGGUUCAAUCUUAUGUGCUUAUUUUUUGUGUUUUGUAUUUAUAUUUACACAAGUUCUUCUUUAUGUUUGCCAUGUUGAAUACACAUUGAAGUAGGCCAUAUUGGUCUAUGCAUGUUUUAACUGUUUCUGUAUGAAAUCGGGAAAUGCUUUAUGCCUAUCAAGGUAAAUAUCUUCAGAAAUAAAUAUUUUUAAUUACUAUA